GUGCUCACUCUCAUGUCCGUGGCCUUGGUCUUGACAGUAACCUUGAGCCAAGACCAAACUCAGAAGGUCUGGUUGGACAAAUACGAGCACGUAAGGCAGCAGGUGUAAUAUGCCAAAUGAUUAAAGACGGUCGAAUUGCUGGACGUGCUGUCCUUAUGGCCGGUCCACCCGGAACAGGAAAGACGGCUAUUGCUAUGGGAAUGGCACAAACUCUGGGAAAGGACAUUCCGUUUAAUUCUUUAGCAGCGUCCGAGAUAUUUUCGCUGGAAAUGUCAAAGACGGAGGCUCUCACUCAGGCGUUUCGACGGUCAAUUACUGUAAGAAUCAAAGAAGAGACUGAAAUAAUCGAAGGAGAAGUAGUCGAGAUACAAAUCGAUCGAUCGGUUACUGGGGGUACAAAAACGGGGAAGCUAACACUAAAGACAACAGAUAUGGAGACGGUGUACGAUUUAGGAAACAAAAUGAUUGAUGCUUUGAAUCAGGAGAAAGUCAUGGCCGGGGAUGUAAUAGCUAUUGACAAGACGUCGGGGAAAAUUUCAAAACUCGGCCGUUCUUUUGCAAGAGCAAGAGACUAUGACGCUAUGGGAGCUGAUACUAGAUUUGUGCAAUGCCCAGAAGGUGAAUUACAGCGUCGUCGAGAAGUAGUACACACUGUAACAUUACAUGAAAUUGAUGUAAUUAAUAGCCGUUCUCAAGGAUUUCUGGCGCUAUUUUCCGGCGAUACUGGUGAAAUCAAGCCCGAAAUUAGAGAACAAAUCAAUACCAAAAUAUCUGAAUGGCGAGAGGAAGGAAAAGCCGAGAUAAUCCCAGGAGUUCUGUUUAUUGACGAAGUUCAUAUGCUUGAUAUUGAAUGCUUCUCAUUCUUAAAUAGAGCGCUGGAGGAUGAACGCGCCCCAGUUGUCAUUAUGGCCUCAAAUCGUGGAAUAACAAGAAUCCGCGGCACCAAAUACAAGAGUCCUCAUGGAAUUCCGAUAGAUUUAUUAGAUAGAUUGUUGAUUAUUGGUACAGAACCGUACAAUGAAAAUGAGAUUCAACAGAUAUUGACUAUUCGAUGUGAAGAAGAGGAUGUUGACCUAAGUAAUGACGCGCGUGAUGCUUUGACAAGCAUAGCACUCAAGACAUCACUACGUUAUGCCAUUCAAUUAAUUACCACAGCGAAUCUCGUUGCAAAGAAGAGAAAGGCAACUCAAGUAGACGUUAAUGACAUACGCCGCGUAUACGAACUUUUCUUGGAUGAGCAACGUUCUGUUCAAUACUUGCACAAACACCAAGAGCAAUAUAUGUUUAAUGAAAUUAUAACAGAGCCCGAUAGCACAAGGGAAGAAGAAGCAGAUGCAGGAGAUCCCAUGGAGACUUAG
This is a messenger RNA of Paraglomus occultum, 1358 nucleotides long. The record is from the annotation of a GenBank genome assembly. Lineage: Eukaryota; Fungi; Glomeromycota; Glomeromycetes; Paraglomerales; Paraglomeraceae.